Molecule: messenger RNA, 3010 nt
Organism: Symbiodinium necroappetens
Lineage: Eukaryota; Dinophyceae; Suessiales; Symbiodiniaceae
Source: the annotation of a GenBank genome assembly
GAUGCAUAGGGCAAAGCUUUGGGAUCCCCCUUUUUCUUCGGGGGAUGCCAUUGACUAUCUCUUCAUGAUUGCUGACAAGCCUUGCGGGCCGACGGUCCCGGGGGCCUUUGUCAAGUCGCUGGCUUGGUUCGAGCGCGUCUCAGGAUUUUCAAGCGAGAGUCGGAUUUCUUCGAAGUCAGUUCUCCUUUCUGCUCGGGAUGUUCUAGUAAAGGAGCUGAAGAAACCCGGGGUGCCCGUGCAUCGUGCCCCGCGCCUCCCAGGUGCGGUCAUCGCCGCCCUGGAGAGACUCGUGUCGAACAGGCAGGAGGCAAUGGGCAUCCGCGCAGGGGCGUUCUACCGGCUGUUGAAGUGCUGGGGUACUUUGAGGUAUGACGACGUUCAGCAUCUGUCACCGCAAGCGGUCAGGUUUUUCUCAGGCAGAUUCACGGCCGUCCUUUACGAGACAAAGACUAGCGGCCCGGAGCGUCGUCAGGUCGAGCUCCCUAUUGCAAUCACUGAGGAUUCAUGGAUCUGCAACAGGGAUUGGUUGAGGGAUGGAUGGCAGCUUUUCCAGGCGCAUGCUGAUUUUAAUCGCGACUAUUUCUUACCGGCUUUGAGUGAUGACUUCAGCUGCUUUCGGAGACGCAUGGCUAGCUAUCCAGAGGCCGCUACGCUAACGGCUGCAGUGAACCGGCGACUUACAGACGUCGGAGGCCGAAGGCUGAUUCCGCCGGAGUUGGUCGAGAUGUGGACCGAGCACAGCGAGCGGGCGACACUGCCCACCAUUCUGGAUGGGUUCGGCCUGGACCCCAGGGACAGGGAUGCCCUGGGAAGAUGGAGGCCGGAAGGGAGUGACAUUUACAGUAAGAGUUUUUCUGGCAAGGUUCGCAGAAUCCAUCGGUAUUUUACAUCGGAGAUUGAGAAACUGCGACUGGCGGGAGAUGUCGAUGAUUAUGAUGUGCUCGAGGCGGCUUUUGCUUGGCUUCGCUCUAGAUGGGGACUCGCCGCUGAGGAAGCUGACAGGAUCGUGGAAUCCUUCCGGACCACGUUAGCUGCCUGGGCCUCAGAGGAUCCGAUUCAACAGGCGUCGGAGGAUGAGGGCGAGACGGUGGAGGAGCACGUAGAGGCUCCUCCCGAAGAGCCGGUGGAGAGAGCAGCCGGCUAUGUUCUGGUAUCCUCGAGGCGUGGGGCCGUCAGGCUGCACCGAUCUGGAAAGGAAGGCUGCUGGAUGGCGCGACUGAGGCACUUUAAUGAGUGCAAGGUCGUAACGGAGAUGCCGGAGCCUGGUGAGUACUCUCACCGCUGCAGGCUCUGUUGGCCUGGUCCCGAAGGGACGGUAGACUCGAGCGACGACUCGAGUGGAGAGUCAUCGGACUCAGAGGGACAUCAAAGCGAUGCUCCUGAGGGCACCAUGGCUGAGUCACUCCAUGGUCGGGAGUUGGAAGCGCGUUCUUCCUCUGCGAAAGCAUGGCAAGCUCUCCGCGAUAUGGGCGUCGCUCAAUCCUGGAAGGCAAACUACGAGUCUGCUGAGCAGAACCUGGAUUUUGUCUGCGAGCAUUUCGAAACCGAGGUCGGCGAGGGACUGAUGAUCCGGAUGGAUGAAGCUGACUUCUGGGCGAAGUACGGGGAGGAGGCCGCGAUUUCCGCAAUCGCGGUUAUAGUAGAGGAAGGGCCUCCCGUAAAGAAGCGGGUGGUGCAUGAUGCCUCUCACGACGUCCUCCUCAACCACCGCAUCCGUUGUCUUGACAAAGUGAGAUCGCCAGGGGCAAGGGAGAAGCGCUACCUUUUGAGGCGCCUGAGGGAGGAGCGAUUGGCGCCGAUGGCCAUCGCUGGUGACAUCUCGAAAGCUCACCGGCGCUAUAAACAUCGAGCCGAUGAGUGGGGUUACCUGGGUUGCAAGGCCUCCACCCGGGACUCUGCCGUGUACUUGAACUGUGUCGGGACAUUCGGCCUGGCAUGUGCCGGGUAUUGGUGGGCGAGAAUUUCUGGUGGAGCGGUCCGACUGGUGCAUCAUUUGACGGGCAGGACGGCGGGGUGGUCGAAGACGAAAGGGGGCCUCAACGUGCAAUGGGUCGGCUACGAGACCGCCUAUGCCUCUUUCAAGCUGGGCAUCUCGGAGCGCAGAGCAUCCUGGCUUUCGGAAUGGACGGGGAGGAUCGCUGCUGGGGGAAAGGUUACCUGGGAUGACUUUGCAUGUGGUCUUGGGCGUCUUGGGUUCGGAGCGAACGCUCUCUCAUGGGAGCGCCCCUUCCUCGGGCCACUUUACGGGUGGUCAGCAGCUACUCGGGGCCGACGGGGCCUUCUGCAGAUCCCGGUCAUGCUGAGGACCAUCCUGCGCUGGCUUUCACAGCGGUUUCGGACGGGCGAUCGGCUGCCGGCGCCUCCAACUCUGCCGCUGGCCUCUGGCGAGGGUGGAUUGUCCUUCUUCUCGGACGCCAAGGCCGAGUCCGGGAGUGCAUGGGUGGGUGGAUAUCUCUGGGACGGCCACUCUGCGCUGCAAUGGUACGCUUUGGAGGUUCUGGAAUCUUGGGCCCCUUGGGCCUUCAUCAAGAAGGACUUUAAGCGCACCAUCGCGAGCCUGGAGUUGCUUGGAACACUGAUCUGUGUUAAGCUUUGGGGCGAGAGGAUGAGGCGGCAUGGAAGGGGCAGGGGACACCUCACGGGUGGCACGGACAAUCAGGGAAACUCUUACGCGGUUUCCAAGCUGAUGUCGACUCGCUUCCCUCUACCCCUCCUGCUUAUGGAGUUAUCCGAGACUCUGCGGCGAGGGGAUCAGGUCUUGGAUUUGAGUUGGGUGCCGCGUGAACGGAACCAAUGGGCGGAUGAUUUGACAAAUCAGAAGUUUGAUCAUUUUGAUCAGGGAAGGAGGCUGAGCAUCAAUGGAUCCCAGAUUGAUUGGAUCGUUCUGGGCGACCUCUUGAACUCUGCAUCUGCUUUUCACACAGAAAUGGUACAGGCCAAGGAGGAUAAGCGGAACGGGAAGUCGGAGCUGCUUGCCAGAGGCAAGAAGAGGGCACGCACCAAAUGGUGA